Messenger RNA from Dreissena polymorpha, 1329 nucleotides. Its product is annotated as C-C chemokine receptor type 1-like. The transcript is spliced from 2 exons. Gene Ontology annotation, cellular component: plasma membrane. The coding region runs from base 2 to 1270 and encodes 422 amino acids. The record is from RefSeq and is a predicted model, not a curated record. Lineage: Eukaryota; Metazoa; Mollusca; Bivalvia; Myida; Dreissenidae. Gene Ontology annotation, biological process: G protein-coupled receptor signaling pathway. Gene Ontology annotation, molecular function: G protein-coupled receptor activity.
GAUGUCGAUGGAAGAUCAUGCAAAAGAAUUCAAUCUGCACUUCAAGCAUUUAUUCUUCAACAAGGAAAACAGCUCAAGAGAAGCAAAGGGCUUUCAUACGUGGCUGUGUUCUUAUGACGUCAAAAACGGCAGCAAUGCAUCGAACAUCUCGACCGGUUGCCCGAUGUUCCAGGACAACCUGCAUCAGUCACUGCUGGACGACUCGACACCGUAUACGCCGUCGCCGGAACAUCGAUUCUUCACCUAUAUCACACCGGUAAUCGCCGUCCUCGGGAUAGUUGGAAAUUCAGUAUCCCUAAUGGUAUUCUUGUCGAAAAACAUGCGCAAGCUUUCCGCCAGCAUGUAUCUUAUCGCUUUGGCAAUAUCCGACAUAAUGUCACUUUUGUUGUAUGUACUGCCUGAAUGGCUUAAACAUGGAGAACCGUUGCUGUCUGGAUACAGUUGGCCAUCACUGCUACAGACAAAUGGCGUGUGUAAGUCUGUUUUAUAUAUUCAGUAUAUCGCAAGAUUCUUGUCAUCUUGGUUUGUCGUGUUCUUCACCAUUGAACGGUUUAUCGGCGUUUGUUUCCCGCUACGCCGAAAAGAUCUUUGUGACCACCGGUCUGCAUCCAGGGUCAUACUCGGCGCCGUUGUUGUGGCCGCAGCCGGUUGCGUAUUUAAACCCGUACUUAGUGGUUCCUUCCCCACAAUCAGCGGAGCUAUGCUGUGCACGAGCGACAAGGACAACCAAUACUUGUCUUUCAUUCUAGACAGCACAUUUGGAGUGAUUAUUACAUUUAUUCCGUUCAUCCUGAUCACCGUACUGAACGUGUUCAUUAUACGUAGGCUCGUGUUACGAAACAAACGUAGUAGAAAAAUUCGCGUCGUUACAAAGGAGUCAAUUAUUCGACUGGAAUUCACGUUCAUUCUCUUGGCGAUGUCAAUUUGUUUUGUUGCGCUUAACCUUCCAUACUUUGCUGUAUGGUGCAAACGCUACUGGAAAAUACGCCAGAUGUUCAAAAUGCACAUGAUGUCGCCAAAUACACUACAAAUCCAUGAUGACAAUAUAAGCAAUCUUGACGACGCCCUUCACGUUACAAGGACAAUUUUCUACACUAACUAUUGCAUCAAUUUCUUUCUCUACUCAGUGACUGGGGCAUAUUUUCGAAAAGAGCUAAAACACCUCUUCUGCAAACCUGACAAAAACAUCACAGUGAGCUAUGCGCACAGAUGUUCGGCAAACAAAACAGGGGCUCAUUCCAUGGCCUCCCCGCAAACCAGUCUACUUUGAAUCUAUUGUAGAAAUUCAACAUAAUGCUUACAUUAAUACUUUUAUGAAAUGAUUAACAA